Sinocyclocheilus anshuiensis is the source of this 2045-nucleotide messenger RNA. RefSeq names its product high mobility group protein HMG-I/HMG-Y-like. The record is from RefSeq and is a predicted model, not a curated record. Gene Ontology annotation, cellular component: nucleus; chromatin. Gene Ontology annotation, biological process: regulation of DNA-templated transcription. Gene Ontology annotation, molecular function: transcription coregulator activity; DNA binding. Bases 191 to 499 code for a protein of 102 amino acids. The transcript has 5 exons. Lineage: Eukaryota; Metazoa; Chordata; Actinopteri; Cypriniformes; Cyprinidae.
UUCACGCGCUCGGGGAUUUAAAAGGGCGCGAAUCGCGCGCUGUGUUCGUGUUCCGGUUCGCACUGGAGCUGCGGGGUAUCCGUAGAAACCGCCGUUCGCCUUUGAACUUUCUCUUUUAAAGCUCCGCCGCAGCACAGCGAACCUCCGACGGCCUGCAUAUCUACUAAUUUAAGUUUUGCAGUGAGGCACAAUGAGUGAUUCCGGCAAGGACACAGCGGCUCCUAAAGAGAAAGACGGAGCGGAGAAGAGAGGACGCGGAAGACCACGGAAACACCCACAGCAGGAGGCAAGUGGAUCUCCUACACCGAAGAGGCCUAGAGGAAGACCAAAGGGCAGCAAGAACAAGCCAAGCUCCACGGCACCUAGGGGCAAAAAAACAGCAACGGCUUCGGCACCUGCAGCGAUGAAACGCAGAGGACGGCCCAAGAAAGCAGAGAAGGAGGAGCAGCCAUCUAAGUCCUCUGAAGAAGAAGAAGAGGAGGAGGAAGAGGAACAGUAACUAGCAACAUGUGCUACCUCACAAUCCAACGUUAUUUCUUCCUGUUGACCAGAGCUGGACUGACCCUCCCCAUUCCCCCUCUUCCUCUUACACUAGUGCCACCCUCACCCUCCAAUUCACCUUUACGCUCUAGCGCCCCCUAGCGUCAGGGAGGCUUGCACACUUCAUGCGCCUUCUCUGUGUAACACCACUGGAAAAAGACUCAAAAUACUGUAUGUCCAUUCGUGGAUGCAUGCACACGUGUAUGUCUCGCACUCAAUGGCUAAUUGGUCGAAAGUGUCUGUCAUUAUACUGGACAAAGAUAUGCUCUGAUGGCGGCUUGACACAAAGUGAUUUGCAAAAUACUGAAGUUUUCUCUUUUCGCAAGCAACCGUUUCAGGCCUAGAGAAUUCAACUUUAUUUUUACAAGUAUAAAUCUAAAAUAUGGUAGGUUGUGUGAAAUUCAUGUCGUUGUGUACUGGACAAAGGUGAAUUUACCUACUCUUUGUUUUUACUUGGGUUGUGUGUGCGUGUGUGGUAACUCUCUGUCUCCAGUUAAACAUUUUUAGCUACUCCGUGAUUCAAGCUAGAAAUAAAAUGAGCGUAUUUUUUGAGUGAAUAUAAUCUAGAGGACUUUUAACUUGUAAUCAACAUAUCAUUGAAUGCUUUGUCAUGAAACAUUUUUUAUUUUUAUUUUUUUUAUAUAAUGCUCUCCGCCAACUCGCCACCAUCAUGAUUUCACUGAUUCCUGCAAUAAAUUCACUGGCACGCAAUGCUACGUAGUCCGUUUCUGCCCGUUCUCGGUGUAGGUCAGCUUACUGGAUGUGCUAAGGAGCAGUUAGCUUUUCUGGCUGUGUUCAAAAUGUUGUUUUUGGAGGACGAUGAUUGGUAUCAAUUUUGAAAAUUACAAUUUUUUUUUUUUUUUUUACCGCCUACUGGUCCUUGUUCCAAAAAGGGCACCGCAAGUGAUUUGACACCAGCAGUGCAUUUCAGCCCCAAAUCCGUGAACUAUACAUGCAAACAUUAAUCACUUUUUUUUUUUUUUAACUAGAAAAUGCUACUUCAUUCCAUUCCCAGCUGUGCCACUUCUGUCCCAUUACAGUCCACUCAGACAGCUUUUGCUUGAUGUGUUUUGGGAUUUUUGUUUCGUUUUCUUCAUGCUUUUUUUUUUCUCUUUUUUUUGACGUGUUAAAUUCCAUGUCAGGGAACGCUGAUCGGUCCAGUGACUGGGUCUCCUCUCAGAACUUAAUGCUGCUACAAACAUGGUUUAUUAAACCCGGAAUACUGCAACCAGGUCAGUUCUACUCUGGACUUGACCGUCACGUUCAUACCUCACUUUACAACAGCCUAUGACAGAUUACUCUUCUCUUUCCUGACGAUGUUCAACUGGUCUCAGUGCAGCCUUUGGCAAGCGUGUUUGUUUUGUUUCUUUCCAAGUGCAGUGUCUGAUUCAUUUACAGCUGUCUCCAGUGUGGGUUUUUUGUUGCUCCUUUUUGUUUUGUUUUCAACUGAUUUUGCUUACAGCAGUGUGCAUCAAUGAACAGAAACUGUUUUUCAUAUAGAAACG